AUGCAGCGCGAAGUCAUCUCAGUGGCAUGGAUCGACGAGCAUAAAAGCAAGGUCGAGCGCCAAAUGAGUGUAGGCUCAACAAGUGAACACACUCUUGAGAUCAUUUCGAGGCAAAUGGAGAAUUGUCGUACCACGGUACGGGCAAUGACCACAAAACUCAAGGUGGACCGAUGCUAA
Molecule: messenger RNA, 177 nt
Organism: Pestalotiopsis fici W106-1
Lineage: Eukaryota; Fungi; Ascomycota; Sordariomycetes; Amphisphaeriales; Sporocadaceae
Exons: 1
Coding region: 1-177 (58 amino acids)
Source: RefSeq, a predicted model, not a curated record